CUACCGGCGACCCUGCAGGAGCGUUUUUUGCGAAUAAAGAAGAAGGUUCGAGAGGCUAUCGAGUCCCGGCACACGUUCAUGAUUUACGGUAAAUCACGGGUGAUCCGUGAGUGCAUGUUGUCGAGAGGAUGGUGCGAAAAGUUCUACAGGAAGCCAACGAGCAACGGCGAUCGUAUGAUCGGGACGAGCUUGGAAGCGAGUCCGGUGACUUUGCUCGCUGGAAUCGGUGAUCUCAAAGAUCCUCAGAGCGAGCGUUUACUCAUAUCGCGCAUGCUCGCCGACAACACCGUUGAUUUUUUGUGGAAUUCCGGCUCCGAAUGGGCCGGAUGGCCUUCUCGAGAAAACGGAACGACUCUUUUUAAUCGUUAUUGCAGAGCCGCUUUCACCUCUAAAGUAGGACUCUGUUCCAGCGUCAGACAAAUGUAUUGGUAUUACGAGGCUGACGUCGCUAACACGCUGUUCCCGAGAUGCUACAACGUCUGCCAGAGCGACCAGAUGCACGCUUUCGUCGAGGACUUUCGCUUCACGGCUUGUCUGAGUCUUCUCAAAUGGCUCGUGGAGACGAUCGACAACGACGGUGAAAACGCAGCUCGCUCAACCACCGGUACGAUUCCCCUGAAAGCAUUAGAUUUUGCGAUUAGAAGGUGCACCGAUUACAUGGGGGCUCGUUGCCACGAGGACAUCGAUCGAGAGCUCGAGAGAGUCUGGUCCCACCAGUGGGACCAAUUCAUUCGGUGGUAUUACAAAAUCGUCCACGGGGAAUCGGUCUUCGUUCUCAACGACGUUCCCAUCGACAAAUACUUCCUCGCCUCUCGACACGUUCUCAAAAAAAUUCGCAAGUUUCGGCAACAGCUCGACAUGGACGGAACGAUGAACGUGUGGAUUUUGAAACCCGGUAACAAAAGCCGCGGACGUGGAAUCGUCCUCGUCAAUAAACUCGAGGACGUCGUCGCCCGCAUCAAUCCUGCCAACAAAACUGACACGCGUUACGUCGUACAAAAAUACAUUGAGAGGCCGAUGCUGAUUCACAGCACGAAAUUCGACAUAAGGCAAUGGUUCAUUGUAACUUGUGCUCAGCCUUUGACGCUCUGGAUGUACAGGGAAAGUUAUUUACGUUUCUGUUCCCAAAAUUAUCGAUUGAGCGAUUUUCACGAGUCCAUUCACCUGUGCAACAAUGCGGUGCAGUGUAAAUACAAAAACAGUCCGGACCGGGACCCAGCGCUUCCGGUUGACAAUAUGUGGGACGCGACAACCUUUAAACAAUAUUUGAAGGAGCAGGGUCACGGGGAAGCUUGGGAUGACUUGAUAUACCCGGGAAUGAGGCAAGGUCUCGUGGGUUCUCUCCUCGCGAGCCAGGAAGCCAUGGACCGUCGUAAAAACAGCUUCGAACUGUACGGAGCUGAUUUUAUGCUGAUGGACGAUUUUUCUGUCUGGCUCAUCGAGAUCAAUAGUCAUCCUGACAUGAGCUACUCGUCGAGCGUUACCACGAGACUUUGCAAACGGGUGAUGGAAGACACGAUCAAGGUCGUCAUUGAUUUACGAGAGGACAAAAACGCGGACACGGGUCUCUUCGAACUGGCCUAUCGACAGAAAAUGCCGAGUUGCCAGCCUUAUCCGGCAGCGGCGCUUUCCCUGCAGGGAACGCGGAUCACCGGCGGCGAGAAAAAGCCCGAUUUUCUGAGCUCCAGCGGUUCUGGAACGAGGCUCGAUAUCGCCGCCAAAUCGGCCAAUGUUUGUCCGACGAAGACGCCGAGCAAAAACAUCGCCCACGGUUACGUAGGCCCGGUUAUCGUCGAUCUCAUCGAAGAACUGGAGCUCAGGCUGGAUCGGGAGUUUCUAGCGCGUUGCAACCUCGACUCCUCUGCGAGAUCCCGGCCCAAUUUCAGUAUCGCAUCGGCUCCCGUUACAGGAUCAUCCUCCAAAAUUUCCCUCGCUCUUGUCAAGCCGACGGAGGAGCCGGGGAAGAAAGAGGACGAGAACGAGGCCAAGACAACGACGACGGCGUCCGAAAAUCGGCCGCGCAGAGCUUCCACGCGACGAAGCAAACCGCCGAAGACCGCUGAUCCUCUCGUCGAGUCCCACGGCCCCAAUCUCGUAUCCAAAAUCGUCCAGCUUCAACGCGAGUCCGCGCACGUCGCAGCCUCUUCCGUAAACUCCCGAAAAUCCCCGGGGAAAUCCGGCACCGGUAAGGCGUUGGGAUCCAAAGAGAAAAAGAACUUUCGCGUCAUCGAUUCGGCGAUGCGAGACGCCGCCACCAGGUACAAAAAGUUCGGAGCACGCAUGUCCCUGGAAAAUUCUCGCGGAAUUCCUCCUCCGAUCUCCACCGCGACGUCUUCGUCUCCCGCACGCGCGAUCCUCGCCAGCACCGCUAACAGCGAGAGCCUCAAAACUUCUCGUCGGACGAAAUCCACUCAUCGAAAGCGCAGCAAAGUUCCUACCGACGUCGAUAAUAUGUACGCCGUCGGUCUUGGCUUGUCAAAAUAAAUCAUGAAAAAAUUAUUAAGUGUUAUUAUUGUAAUAAAGAGUAUUUUUCUCUCGUUGAGGAACAAAAAUAUAUUUGGGGUCUAGCGAA
This is a messenger RNA of Venturia canescens, 2572 nucleotides long. Its product is annotated as tubulin glycylase 3A-like. The record is from RefSeq and is a predicted model, not a curated record. Gene Ontology annotation, molecular function: protein-glycine ligase activity, initiating. The transcript is spliced from 9 exons. Gene Ontology annotation, cellular component: axoneme; microtubule cytoskeleton. Gene Ontology annotation, biological process: protein polyglycylation; cilium assembly; cilium movement. The annotation marks the transcript as partial. NCBI's taxonomy places the organism in Eukaryota, Metazoa, Arthropoda, Insecta, Hymenoptera, Ichneumonidae.